Messenger RNA from Neltuma alba, 690 nucleotides. Its product is annotated as protein NSP-INTERACTING KINASE 1-like. Gene Ontology annotation, molecular function: protein binding. The transcript has 2 exons. Bases 1 to 690 code for a protein of 229 amino acids. Lineage: Eukaryota; Viridiplantae; Streptophyta; Magnoliopsida; Fabales; Fabaceae. The record is from RefSeq and is a predicted model, not a curated record.
AUGGGAAAACCUUCUUCCUUUGUCUUCCUCUUCUUACUUCAUUGCUUCACGGUCGCCUUUGCUUCGAUGCCUACAAACAUUACUACUGACAGAUUUGCACUUCUUGCCCUUAAGUCCUUCAUCACUUCAAAUCCAUAUGAUUUCUUAGCUAAUUGGUCAGUCUCUUCUUCUCCAUGCAGCUGGGAUGGUGUUACUUGCAAUAUUGGUCAUGGAAGGGUUCAUUCCCUAAAUCUUAAUGGCAUGGAACUCAAGGGCACCAUAUCCCCACAACUAGGAAAUCUCUCAUUUCUUGUUGAACUUGAUCUCAACACUCUUUUUGGACAAAUCCCUAAAGAGUUAGGUGGAUUGCAUAGAUUGAAACUAUUCAACUUGAGUUACAAUGACUUUCAUGGGCCAGUUCCAACAUGGAUAGGAGAUUUGUCUUCACUUGAGCAACUAAGUCUUCAAAAUAAUAGUUUUAAUGGAUUUAUUCCAUUAUCUCUUUUCAAUCUAUCAAGGUUGGAGAUCUUGGAUUGGAAUUUUAAUCUCAUUGAAGGGGUCAUUCCACUGGAGAUUAAACUGUGGGAUCAUGAUGAAGUGCAUCCUUCAAGAAGACCUAUGAUUGUCUGGCUUGAAACCUCUUAUUCUCUGUGGGACUUGUAUGAAAUUGAUAUGGGUUUGUCAAAAGAGAAUAUUGAGGGAUGUGUAUAA